UCUGCAGCCCCUGGCAGGGAGCAGCUGGACAGGUGUCACCGGCCAGUCUGGGACGGGCUGCCAUUGCCAUGGUCCGCUCAACUGAACAGGACCAGAUCACUUCCAGCUCCAUGCUACCACUUUGCUUGGUUUCCCCAGUUUUAAUUUCCUUCUCAUUCAGUUAGUUUCAAAUCAAUUUUCAUAAAAAGUUUAUUCAUUCAUUCGGCUGUUGAGAACGGUCUUUGCCCAAGCCUCCUCGCUUCCUGCAGCAUCCGGCACCACAUAGCGCUGUAAAUGGGGAGGCGUGAAGAGUAGGGAAAGGGAGUUCUGCUUACAUGUUUAAGCAGUAGCACUCAGAGCUGGAUCAGAGGUGCCUAGCAGACUCUGGGCCAGGGAGCAAACAAGCAGCCUAGCAGUCAUAUAGUAGAGUCUUUUCCAUGCAAACCGUAGAGCUUUGUUUGCACAGUUUGUAGAAUUUGAGCUUUUAUUUGAAAAUCAUUGCUUAGUUACUCAGGCAAUUGAUUUGUUUCUAGGAUCAAAAAGCUGCCCCUAGCCUAGAAAAAAUAAUUUCAUCCCUGAAAGUUUUUGCACACAAGGAUGUAUCUUAGAUUAAGUCAUAUCAAUAAUAACUUGCUCACAUGCAGGAGAAAAGGUGGAGGUCUGAACCAAGCUCUGUUAAAUCAAUGGAAAGACUCCUGCUGGUUUCAAGACAAAGCACAGAUCAGUCUCUCCUGGCUGAGUAGAUUAGUUCUCCCUAAUGAGUCUUGACAGUCCCGAAGGCUCUGUAGGUAACUAUAUAUAGCCAGCAAUGUUUAUACAACGUAGGUAGGAUAGACAGGCAUGGGGCAUAUACAGAAGAUUAAUAUCAAGUAAGUCCCUAAGGUAGAAGCAUCACAGCACAAGUCAUUAUCAACAGCAGGGAGAGGGGCCACGCUUGUCAGCUGAUGUAUAGCGAUCAGAAAGCACCACCAGGCACAAAAUUUACAGCGAGAUAUUUUUGGAAAUUAUCACCAUGCAGUUCUUGGUGCACAAGCUUAUGAGUUUGAUGGGCUGCUUCUAUGUUCUGACACUGGAAAUAACUGGUGAAAGCAACUCGUGAGCACCUGGAGGUAUAGACUGAGCUUGCAGAUGUCUCCCCAGAAUGUCUCGCUUUCAGACUCACUGCACAUAGCAAUUUUGGCUUCCAUACUUUGUCUUGUCAUUUACUGGCUCAUCAGAGACAGUCAAAGAGUGAGAAACCUGAGUGGAAAGCAUGUCUUCAUAACAAGCUGUGACACUGGACUUGGAAACUCACUGGCUAAAUGGCUUGACAAAAGGGGAUUUUGUGUCAUUGCUGCAUGUGCCACAGAAAAAGGAAGAAUAGAGCUACAGUCCUGCUCCUCACUCUCACUGAAGACAGUGAACCUGAACUUAGCUGACUCCAACAGCAUUGCCAGGGCUGUGGUGUUCGUGACCGAAGAGACAGCUGGCAAGGGGCUUUUUGGCUUGGUGAGCAACACUGAAGAAACAGCACCUACAGCACCCACUGACUGGCUGAGGAUUGAAGACUUCCACUCAGUGCUGGAUGUUAGUCUGCUGGGAUUGAUUGAAAUCACACUCAAGCUUCUGCCACUUCUGAAAAAAGCUGAGGGAAGAGUAGUCAAUCUAAUUAACACCAAAGGCCUCAUGGCUUUUGUAGGGGGUGGCUACACACUGUCCAAAUGGGGCAUGGAAGCUUUCUCUGACGCGUUACGGAUAGAGAUGCAGCAUUUUGGAGUGAAAGUAAGCAUUGUUGAGCAUGGUUUCUUUAAGGCAGGAGUAGUUAAUUCAGAUGUCAUCGAGAAAUACCUCUUAAGACUUUGGAACAGACUGACUCCUGAGAUCAGGGACUCCUACGGAGAAAAAUACUUUGUUGAAUAUAUAAAAGCUCAAAGAUCAUCAGUGAAAAGACUGUGUGACUCUGAUAUUUCUAAGGUCAUAAAAUGCAUGGAACAUGCCCUGAUAGCAAAGUACCCCAGGACACGAUACAGAGCUGGAUGGGAUGCAAAGUUCUUUUGGCUAUUUCUCUCCUAUGCCCCAAGCUGUUUAUCUGACAUGCUGCUGCGUAUGAUGUUUCCAGCUCCAGCAGCUAGUGGAAGAUCAGUUCCUGGAGUUCUAAUUAACAUUUAGUAUUACACCAGUAUCAGCUCUGCAGAAAUAAAUAUUAAUCCUGUCAAAACCAGA
Molecule: messenger RNA, 2181 nt
Organism: Aquila chrysaetos chrysaetos
Lineage: Eukaryota; Metazoa; Chordata; Aves; Accipitriformes; Accipitridae
Product: retinol dehydrogenase 7-like
Exons: 5
Coding region: 1108-2127 (339 amino acids)
Source: RefSeq, a predicted model, not a curated record